AGCAUUUUUGUGCUGCUGCGCAUUCAUGUACUUUGUGAUAAGCAAACCCGCGUUGUCCUCCCGUUUAUAGGCGCAUAUUACUAAUGCGCUCUUUAAAUAACAUAAAACAUAUUGCGCCAUUGACUUUAGACUUUAGACCAGGUUUUUGUUGGUCAAUGGCGUAGUCUAUUGUAGUUGCCUCAAAAUAGCAACGCGCCAACAAUGCGCCUGAACACACCUCGUUUUUCAGACCAGAACGCCCAUGGGUGCAAAGGGGGCGCAAAUGCAUUUGCUAUUUAAACAACGCGGCGCUAAACGUGAAAAUUAGGGUGGAAACUAGCGAAAGACACUUGCGUCGCGCAUUGCGCUGCAUUGCGCCGGGUGUAAGAUAGAGCCCUCAAUGUGCCUGCCAGGAGAGAGGAUUACAUCACAGUAACCAAGUCUAGUGUGUUACCCCUUUCUUUCUGUGCCCAUCGUUGGGUUGAAAACCUUCCGGUUGUGGAGAGAGCCCUGGAAGUCUGGCCAUCACUGCGCUUGUACAUGGAAGCAGUGAAAUCAAAGAAACUCUCGAACCCUGGAACAGCAGCCAUGAAGGAUCCACUCAUCUUGGCCAAAUUGCAGUUCUACAUGGCACUCGCCAGGACCUUCACUCCCUUCCUGAAAAGAUAUUAGACAGAUGAGCCUGUGCUUCCAUUCCUUCCGAAGGACCUGACUGAGUUGAUGAUGAGUCUACUCAGACGCUUCAUAAAGGGAGAAGUCCUCCAUGAUAUCACUGCCCUGCAGCUGACCAAAUUGGAUGUCACAGACAAGACCAUCUGGCUCAGCCCACAAAACAUCAGCAUUGGUCUAGGUGCAGAGUCAGUCCUUAAGGGGAUGUCAUACUGCAGCAAUUUGACAGUUUCUUAUCCAUGGAGAGCCGGAGUGAGGACUUCCUCUCCUUUCCUCCCAUGCAGAAGAGGCUGGUCAUCUUCCUGAGGAGUGCCAUGGAACCUUAUCCAGAGCUGUGGGGCUUCUGUAAGAAGCUGCUCAUCCUUUCCCACGGCCAAGCUACAGUUGAACGCGGGUUCUCUAGUAAUAAAGAGGUGGAGUCAGACAAUAUUCAAGAGGACACUGUGGUCACACGGAGGCUGGUGUGUGAUUAUAUCACACAACACGGAGGUGUUACCCAGGUUCCACUGAGUAAAGCGUUACUCGAGAGUGUAGCAAGAGCUAGAACCAGAUAUCGAGUCCAUCUUGAGACAGAGAGGAAGAAACGGGAGGCAAAAUCUCAGGCUCUUAAGAGAAAAGAGGCAGAGGACUGUCUUCAGGAGCUGAAGGUGAAGAGGAGACGCAUACAAGAGGUAUGUGAGGGUCUGGCUAGGGAUGCAGACAGACUGGCUGAGGAGGCUGAAAGGAAGGCAGGAAGCAAGAUGGCUGACCUGAUCUCUAGGUCCAACCUCCUGCGUAGAGGCCAUAAGGAAAAGUUGACGGAACUGGCUGUCCUUGAUAAAGAGAUUGCUGCCCUGAGUGAAGAGCUAAGGAGUUGACUGUGUUUCUUAAUUUAAUUUAUUGUUGAGUUCUGAUUUUUGAUGUUUAUUGUUCAGGGGUCUCUCAGUUCCCCAUAUUCCCAGCAUGGAAUAAGUAGCUAGCUAAUGUUAAAAAACAACUUAACGUUGUUCGGAAAACUUUCAUGUGGCCUACUGAAAUGUUUUAUAUUUCACACCUGCUUGGGUUAUGUCUUACCCGUUCCACAUUUGAAAAAUAAAUGAACACAAGUUGAACAAAGAUUUUGUUUCUCUUUGCUGGUAGGGACGUGAAAUGGGUAUUAAUUUUUAUAUAAAUGGUCUUAAAAAGGUCUUAAAAAGACUUAAAUUUAACUUGAAGAAACCUGUAGGAACCCUGUAUAUAAAGGCUAUGCAUUUAUCAGACACAGAUAUUAUUUAUUACUUGUCACUCUCGCUGUCAUCAUUUCUUGCCCUCUUAGCAUCAAAGUAUGGUUGUUUAUUCACUUUUAUUGCUUUGUAGGAUAUCCUUCUUUGGUAGACCUGAUUAUUAGACCAAGCUUGUUAUAUAAUCAUACCAAUAACAACAUUACAAUAUAAAACUAAAUUAAAUUAGCAGCUAACUUGUGCUUUGUUCUGCUUUCACAUCACUCCAGUCUAAACUAAUAAACCUUUACUACACAAUGUCAUAAAUAAUAAAUGUUGGCCAGUAUUGACAAAAUGUUUACAAAAUGCAUUUAAUAUUUAAAAAUGUCACUUACACACAAAGUAUGGUUAAAGCUCCCGUUCUUCCUGUGAUUUUGAAGCUUUGUUUGUGUUUAUAGCUUGCAAUAUAACAUGUAUUCAUGUUUCACGUGUAAAAAAAAACGCUGUAUUUUUCACACAAUUGACUUAUUUGUAUACCGCUGUUUUCACUGUCCUCAAAACAGGCUGAUGUCAUUGUCUUCCUUGUUCUGUGAAGUCCCUCCUUCAGAAAUACGUAACGAGCUCUGAUUGUGUAGUUUGUUUAGUGUGCUGUGAUUCGAUAGCAGCUUAGCUUAGCAGAGCCGUUUGAGCCAAAGCUGGUGUCUGACAUAUUCCUGUGGGCGGAGUUUAGUCAACGAACAGUUUUACUGACGUCAUUAAAGCAGGAAAUAGAGGGUUGUACUCCAAACCGGCCGUUCGCUGUAGGCUUUGAAAGAGGAAUUCUAUUGAAGAAAAUAUAUCGCCUGGCAGUGAACUUUGAGCUUUAUCAUUUUACAGGUAUUAUUUAUGCUCUAACAGCAACAUUACACACUAACUAGGGUUUUAAAAAAUGGCAUCAGGAAGAACGUGACCUUUAAAAACUGUUAUAACCUCCUCCAUGCUAUAUAUAAAGGCUAUGCAUUUUUCAGACACAGAUAUUAUUUAUUACUUAAAUAAUAAAUGUUGGCCAGUAUUGACAUAAAAGACAGGAAAACUACAAUUGCAGUUUCAAAAAUGAUUAGUGUUAUGUUUUUUUACCGUCUCAUAUUGUUCAUAAUGAUUUUCUUUUUUCAUUGCAGACCUGAUGAAGCCAAAAGAAGAAAUCACAAAUGCAAGAGAACAGAAAGAUCAAGAUCUGAAAGUGCUAAAGGAGGAAAUUUCACAACUCAAUGAAAUGGAGGAGAAACCUCAUCAUUUGAUACCCAAAGAAGAAUCUCUGAGCUCCUUGAUUACUGUGAGGAAUUUGUCACCUAAAAGGAACAACACGCAAAAGGCAACAGCCAAGGAUACUCUUACUUGCCCUCAGUGUGGAAAGACCUUCACAUAUAAAUAUAAACUUAAUGAGCACAUGAGACUUCACACUGGAGAAAAGCCUUACACCUGUAAUCAGUGUGAAAAGAGUUUCAUUCGUAAGUUUGAACUCAACAGGCACAUGAGGAUUCACACUAAAGAAAGGCCUUACAGAUGUGAUCAGUGUGGAAAGAGUUUCAUUUGUAAGUUUGAACUCAACAGGCACAUGAGGAUUCACACUAAAGAAAGGCCUUACAGAUGUGAUCAGUGUGGAAAAACCUUCAAUAGAAAAUGGCAUUUAAGUCAGCACACAAAAAUUCACACGGGAGAAAAGCCUUACAGAUGUGAUCAAUGUGGAAAGAGAUUUCUUCAUAGGUUUAAUCUCAACGUGCACAUAAGAAUUCACACUGGAGAAAAACAUUACACAUGUGAUCACUGUGAAAAGAACUUCAGGUAUAAGGGCUCAGUCACACUUUUUUAAAAAAGAGCAGUGCAGCGCGGCUUUUCAUAUUGCUAAGCAACCACCGAGUCAGCUGUCUUGUCAAUCAAAUAUUGAAGCGUGAGCGCUCUUUUGCUGUUAACUGUCAUAUUAGCAGAAACUUUAAAAAGAGGGCGCUUGCUCUGACCUUGUUUGAGGAUAAGAGGAGCACAAACACGCAGGAGAGAGUGAGCGAGUGGAGUCCGGUUCUUCAAAGCAACUGUAAACUUCCCUCGCCACAACGUAAGGCCCGCCUCUCCCCUCAUUCGAUUGGACAAUGGAAGACGCGAAUGACGUCAGGCGCUCCUCCGCUCUCAGCGCUCCUUCAAAAACGCGUGCGCGGCAGGCGGCAGAAAACCGCAAGGCGCUCGGCGCGCAUAAACAGCGCGCAAACGCGCCCUGCCCAUAGAAUAUCAUUCAAAAAAGGCGCCUGCAACUGCCAUAAACGCUUUUGGUGUGACUGAGCCCUAAAGGGCACCUUAAUGAACACAUAAGAAUUCACACUGGAGAAAAACCUUACAGAUGUGAUCAAUGUGGAAAAAGUUUUCUUCGUAGGUUUAAUCUUAACAAGCACAUAAGAAUUCACACUGGAGACAAACCUUACACAUGUGAUCAGUGUGGAAAGAGUUUCAUUCGUAAGUUUGAACUCAACAGGCACAUGAGGAUUCACACUAAAGAAAGGCCUUAAAAUGCCCCUACUACGUUGAUUUUCGUAUUUGAAAAGUUCAGAUGCAAAAACCACUAAAUGCUUGGUCAAAAGUGAGAUAAUAAUAUUAAAUAGUAUUUGAUUGGUUCGACUUUGCUCCUCAAACGUGACACCCAAAUACAGCAUUAUAAGUCUUGAAUGAGAAGUAAGAGUCGAACGAAUGUCCGGUAGUGAACUAAUUGUUUACAGUUUUUAUGUUGCAAUUUGGUCAGAAACGUCAAGAUUGUGAGGCGAACAAAUUGUUUUGCAUUAAAAGGCUUGGAUAUUACAUUUCCUUGAACUCUAGGGAUUUAUGAUCAAGUUGUUUUGGCAAUUUUACCAAAGCGGAUAAAGGGAAGACUUUGAAUGUAAUUAAACAAACUGAAGGAAGAAAACAAGCAACUACGUUAAGAUUCAGCCUUUCAUCCCCUCUAGAAAGAUCAAAGAUGAUCUAAAAUGAUCUGUAAGUACAGUGACAGUCAGAAGACAUCCGAUUGAAGUUGAACUGUUUGCAAGAAGCCCCCAUAAAGCACCAUUGUUGAAAAAAAGGCAUGAGCAAAAUCACAUCAACACAUACAUUGCCCAAAGAAAAAUGGCUUAACAUUUUGUGGCCUGAUGAGAAUAAAAUUGUUCUUUUCAGGUCAAGUGGUAAUCGGCAGAUCCUCAGGCGACUCGGAUACUGAAUUCAAGCCACGAUACACUAUAGACCGUUUUAUCGAGCACCUGUGCGGUGACGUGAUAAGCGUCUGGUCCGAACUUUACUUCCGGUUUCUGUUUGUUUAAUAGUCUGACUAGUUGCUGAAACUGAACUCUUAAACAAAUACCUCAUUGAAAAUAACAAUGUUUUGGGUUCCUAUGUCAUCUACGUGUUGUUUAUUUUGCUUUUUAUAUAAACUACUUUAAAAUGACUUUUUUGUUAUUUAUUCUUUGCAGUUUAUCGGAACUUACGUGAUGACCACGAAAGACGCGUGUUUAUGUUAUUGUUACUACCGAAACAGUUAAACAUGGUGGUGCAAAAAACAUGGUAUCAGGAUGUUUUUCUUACUACUGUGUAUAUUGUAUACAAGAGAAAAAGGAGCAGUUUGAACCCAUCAGAAUAAGAUAAGAUUAUGUUGCCCUUGACCGAAGAGGAAAUGGCCCUAAAAUGGGUGUUUCAACAAGACAACAACCCCAAAUACACAAGCAAGAGGGCAAAAUUUUGGUUCCGUACAAAAAGGAUUGAGGUUAUUAUGGAGUGUCCAGCUCAAUCCCCUGAUCUCUACCCCAUUGAAAACUUGUGGGGUGACGAUAAAAAUGCAGUUUUUGACGUAAAACCUAAAAAUGAACAGGAACUGUGGAUCUUGGGGUAAAAUAGCUGUUUUUGGGUGCCAGAUGCUGGUUGAGUUGAUUUGACACAGAUGUGCAGCAGAUAUCAACAACAAUGGUUAUGCAACUAAAUAUAAAUAUUCAAUAGUUUAAAGUGAAGUUAAAUCUUAACAAUUUUUUUCAGUUUUAAG
Messenger RNA from Misgurnus anguillicaudatus (oriental weatherfish), 5853 nucleotides. The record is from RefSeq and is a predicted model, not a curated record. Lineage: Eukaryota; Metazoa; Chordata; Actinopteri; Cypriniformes; Cobitidae.